AUGUCGGAGUCCAGUUCACUGCUCCAGCCAGAGCCGGAGUCCCGGCGUUCCCUGCGAGACCGAAUCGUCGAUGCCUUCCGCCAGACCGGCAGCUCAACCCCGCCGCCAGAGGAAUCUGUUGGGGAUGGAACACGGAGCAGUCAUAGAAGGACGCCACCAGUGGGCAAUUCCAGGGAACCGGACGCAAGAACACGCCUGUUGGACUCGUAUUACCGACAAGAAGACCCCGUCUGUGGCUCCAAGCGGUGCAGCCAUGGCACUUUCUCUCCACGGAUCGAAGACGGAGAACGGCAAUCAUGGCCUGGAUCCUCAGGCCUCCGAUUCGAGCACGGAAUAGGCGACGGCGGCGAGGGUUCCGGGCCAGACGACCGGCCGGACUCGGAGAAUCUGUCGCAAAUGAAAUCUUCUCUCUCGGCGCUCUCCAUGAAUGACCAGAAGAAAUUGUACUUCUCAUACUACAUUCCUUUCUUCACCUGGAUUGGGCAAUAUCGCUGGUCGUUUAUUCGUGGAGACUUCAUCGCGGCACUGACGAUCGCGUCUAUAUAUAUCCCCAUGGCGCUGUCGUUGGCGUCUAACCUUGCACAUGCACCACCCAUCAACGGCCUUUAUUCUUUCGUGAUUAAUCCUCUGGUCUACGCGCUACUCGGAAGCUGUCCGCUCUUGGUUGUCGGUCCAGAAGCUGCCGGCUCUUUGUUGACAGGAGCAAUUGUCAAGGCGAGCAUCUCGCAGGGGCACUCGGGCGAGGACGAUAGUAUGGCUAGCGCCAUGGUCGUAGGCGUAGCCACUUCCAUGGCGGGUGCCAUGAUUCUCGUUGCGGGCCUGACUCGCCUGGGCUUUUUGGACAAUGUUCUCAGCCGACCGUUCCUGAGAGGCUUCAUUACCGCUAUUGGCUUUGUGAUCUUCGUGGAUCAGCUCAUCCCGGAACUGGGACUGGCAGACCCGGCCCAAGAGUCGGGUGCUAGCCACGGUACCACAGCACAGAAACUGGUAUUUAUUGUCCAGAACAUCAGAGACUCGCAUGCGCUCACUGCUGCGGUGUCUGUUGUUAGUUUCGUCGUCAUUAUGAUCUUCCGAACACUGAAGAAGUGGCUGAUGCCACGCUAUCCACAAGUGAUUUACUUCCCUGACCGCUUCCUAGUCGUGGUCCUCUCUGCCAUUCUCGCUUGGAAACUCGACUGGGAGGAUAAAGGCCUCGAGCUGCUGGGCCAUACCGAGAUCAGCUCCAGUCGCCUAUUUGUCUUCCAAUGGCCGUUCCAAUUUGCGCAUAUGAAGCACGUUCGCACCGCCAUGAGCAAGGCGUUCAUCAUUGCCCUUCUUGGCUUCUUCGAGUCGUCGAUUGCCGCGAAAGGUCUGGGUGACGGCUGUCCUGACGGCAUCAAGGGUAUGAACAUCAGUGCCAAUCGGGAAAUGGUCGCUCUAGGCGUUGCAAAUGUGGUCGGCGGUUGUUUCAUGGCUCUCCCUGCGUUUGGCGGGUACGGACGAAGCAGAGUCAAUCAGCAGACCGGCGCGCGCUCGCCCAUGAGCAAUGUCUUUCUGAGUGCUAUCACACUAGUCUGUAUCUUCGUGCUUCUGCCGUAUCUCUACUACCUUCCCAAACCGGUCCUCUGCUCCAUGAUCUCCGUUGUGGCUUUCACCCUUGUGGAAGAAUGCCCCUCGGACAUUAAAUUCUUCUUCCGUCUCCGCGGCUGGACCGAACUAAGUCUCAUGCUGCUCAUCUUCCUAACCACAAUCUUCUACUCCCUCGAACUAGGCAUGGCCUUCGGCAUCGGGCUAUCAGUCAUAAUCCUCAUCCGGCACUCGACCAAACCACGUAUCCAGAUUCUAGGCAAAGUACCCGGCACAGCGCGCUUCGAAAACGCAGAACUCCGCCCGGAGAACAUCGAAUUAGUCGAAGGCGCCUUGGUCGUCAAAAUCCCCGAACCCCUCACCUUCGCCAACACCGGCGAUCUGAAAAACCGUCUCCGCCGAUUGGAACUAUACGGCUCGAGCCGCGCACACCCGUCUCUGCCGCGCAUGCGCCCUGCGGAAAAUAACAGGAACAUUGUCUUCGACGUACACGGCGUGACGAGCAUCGAUGGCUCGGGCACGCAGGUGCUCUGGGAAAUUGUACGCACGUACACCGAGAACGGGACGAAAGUAUACUUCUGUCGCUUGCCGAAUGCAGAGGUGUUUUCGAUGUUUGAGCGCAGUGGCAUUGUGGAGCAGUGUGGUGGGCUCCUGCACUUUGUGCCGAGUGUGGAUGAGGCGCUUCGAUUGGCGGAGACGGAGGAGCACAUUCACGAGAUUUAG
Molecule: messenger RNA, 2289 nt
Organism: Penicillium riverlandense
Lineage: Eukaryota; Fungi; Ascomycota; Eurotiomycetes; Eurotiales; Aspergillaceae
Product: SulP family inorganic anion transporter
Exons: 4
Coding region: 1-2289 (762 amino acids)
Biological process (GO): transmembrane transport
Cellular component (GO): membrane
Molecular function (GO): sulfate transmembrane transporter activity
Source: RefSeq, a predicted model, not a curated record